AUGCAGCUGCGGCAGCUGCGGAGGUCCAGGACAAGUCUCCACGCGAGUGCGCCCGAUGUGCGGGCAACCCCCACACGCGUCUUCACUUGGGGGGACGACGGCUGCGGGCAGUGCUUGGGCGGCGCCCGGUCCAGCCUCGAGUCGGUAGUGUCACAGCCCACAGAGGUGAGGUUGCCUGACGGCCGCAGCGAUUUCGGGCAGCUGUGCGCGGGCUGGGAGCAGACCUUGCUGGCCUCUGGCAGGGGCAGCCUCUGGGCGGGCGGCUCGAACAAAGGCCAGUGCAUCUCCGAAGAGGAGGACAUGGACCGCACUUUUGGCCUGCGCGCCCUGGACCUCGCGGGAGCGGAGGACGCGCCCGUGGCUGCUCUUGACGCUGGAAGGGAACACUUCGUGGCCAUCCGGCGCGGCGGAGAGCUGCUGAUGUCGUGGAGCUCCUCCAACGAGUUCGGGCAGGCGGGGCAGGGCUCUGCAAGGGCGGGCGUCGGGCCCUGCAGGCCCGCGAGCUUCCCAGUGCAGCCCGGCGGGGUGCGCGUGUGCGCGGUGAGCUGCGGGCAGGACCACACCGUCGCCCUCACGGAGUGCGGCGAGGUGUUCUGCUGGGGCGACGGCUCGAAGGGGCAGCUGGGCUUGGCGGCGGCGGCCUUGGCGGGCGGCUCCAGGGUCCAGCACGCGCCCACGCACGUGGACGCUGGGGGUCUGCGCGGCUUGCCGGUGCGGCAGGUGGCAGCCGGCGCCCAGCACUCGAUGGCCAUGGGCCUCAGCGGGCAGGUGCUCUGCUGGGGCGACAACCGCCACGGCCGUCUCGGGCUCGGUCCCGAGUUCGAGGCGUCCGAGCAGGUGCCCCUGCCCACGCUGGUGGGCGGGCUCAACGGCGAGGUCCGACGCAUCGCGGCAGGCGGACAGCACAGCGCGGUCGUGUUGCGUGGGGGGGUGCCGCUGUUGGCGGGGGACAACCGCAAGGGGCAAUUGGGGCUCCCCGUGGCCGAGGUGCAGUGCUCGAGCUUCUUCCAGAGGAUGCGGUUCGGCGAGUGCUCUUUUAAGGUUCGCACGGUGUCGUGCGGACUCGACUACACGCUGCUGCUCUCACUCGAGGGCGAGCUGUUCGCGGUGGGCGCUAACGACCGCCGCCAGCUGGGGCUCGCUUCGGGCGAUUACGUCGACUCGCCGCAGAGGGUGAUCUUCCCCGAUGACGAGCUAAUCAUAUGGGCCGUGGCAGCGGGGCCUGGUCACGCAGCAGUUCUGGCCUCGGAGCCCCCUGAGUCGAUGUCGCGACAGCCCUCCGUCCUGCAGCGCGCGGCCAUGCACUGCGCUGGCCCCCCUGGCGCAGACAUUGGGGGCCUGGAUGCGGAGACCAGCGCAGACGACAGCGAGCAGGAUUCGCCGCUGCCCAGGACGAAGGCGCAGCGUCACUGUGGCACGGGCGGCCUCUGCGAGGAGGAGGACCACGUGGUGGCGGGCGCGGAACCACUGAGGAAGCUGCGGUCCACAGGCUACAUCAGCCGCGUGGGGCGAAGCCACACUCUCGAGGUACCCCUCUCGCGCCAGCCGCCGGGCGCGGCACCGGCGCUCAAGCGCGGCGAGGCGGCGCAGGGGGUGCCGAGCAGGGACGGCGUGGUGUUGUCGCUGAAGGUUGUGCAGGUCGGCGUGGCGUCCGGGGUGAACUUUGCGUGCCUCUCGGUGGAGGCCCUGCAGGACCUCGUGCACGCCAUUCCCGCCGCGGCAGCCGCCGAGGGGUUGGCCGCGGGCGCGCGGCUGCGGGAGACCGUCGAGGCGGCGCUGAGGCGUCCUGCGGUGCUCGGCUCCUGCUUUCUCUGCCCCGCCAUCAGCGAGGCCAAGCUGAACGCUGGGGAGCUCUGGGCCCAGCUCACUGAGGUGCGCCGGCGCGGCCCGUCAGUGCAGGAGGGUUGGCUAGACGCUUGUCGCCACGGCUUGCAGGCGCUCGCCCCGAAGGACGGCCUGCUCAAGAACAUGCGAACCCGCGACCAGGUGAGGGCGCUGGUCAUCUAUUUGUUGGUCGUGGACUGGCGCUCGCUCCUCGACGGCAAGGCGGCCGCUGGGGCCUCGUAUACGAACGCCCUGGAGACUGCCACCGAGCUGCUGCGCAUGGUGGCGAGGCUGCCCGCGGCCGGGCGCGCCGCGUUCCGGGACGUCGUGGCGGACGAGUGCGGCGAGCUGGCGGUGCUGCGCGACGCGCUGCUGCCGGCCGCCCACGCGAUCGCGGCAGCGGCGAUGCGCCGGUGCAAGGAGAGCCAGCGGCUACUGCCGCCGCUGUGGGAGUCCGUGCUGCUGCUGCAGCUGCUCUGGGCCUCGGAGGUGAGGAGGGCGGGGAGCGUGGCGGCGGCGGCUCGCGCCGCGCUCGCGGCGGAGGCCGCGGAGGACAGCCAGCUGCCCCGGACCGUGAGCAAGAUCGGCCGCAGCCUCUCCCGGGCGCAGACCGCGGAGUCGGGGGGCGCGCCCGUCGUGGGCGGGGCGCUGCUGGCCGGGGCGCCGCUGCCGCGGGAGAGCUUCCAGAUCCAGGCGCUCGUGGAGUUCGACUUCCCGCCGCAGGUGGAGCUGGGCUUGUUCGUGGACGGGGCCAAGAUGCAGGUGAUCGAUCCCGAACGGCUGUGCACCGACAAGCAGUGGGAAAUCAGGGACGGCCAGCUGCCGCCCGAGUUCCGCUCCUUCAUGGCGAACGGCAACCUCGUGCCCACGAGCUACAAGCAGCGGGUGCUGCAGGCAGAGAACGUCGCGAAGCAGCAGCAGGAGGUGCGUCGCAAUGUUGCUGACGAGAUCACUAAUGGAGGUCUGGGUGGAAUAUGGAUUGGAGGAGUCGUGCCCGCAUCAACGGUCUUCUUCAUGAUCGAGGUGCGGCGCAGCCACCUCCUCGAGGACACCAUCCGGCAACUUCAGAGCGCGGACCCACGCCACCUGAGGAAGCCUCUCAAGGUAAAGUUUGCCAACGAGGAGGGGGUGGACGAGGGCGGCGUAACGAAGGAAUACUUCAGGCUGCUGUCGGAGCAGCUCUUCACACCCGAUUUCGGGAUGUUCCGGGCGGAUCCUGACUCGAGGUACCUCUGGUUUGAGCCCGCUUCCUUGAACGAACCCGCAGAGUUCAGGAUGGUUGGGGAAGUGUUGGGCUUGGCCGUAUACAACAACCUGCCCGGUUUCAACGUGAAUUUCCCGGCAGCGAUGUUCAAGAAGUUGAAGAAUGACCCGCUCACGUUCGAGGAUUUCCAGCAGGUGUUCCCAGCACACGCGGCCUCCCUGAACGGGGUGCUGAGCUGGGCCCCUCCCCCUGGUCUCUCCGACGGCGAGGCCGAUCAACUGUUCCAGGACACCUUCAGCAUAGACUUCUCGGUCAGCUUCCAGGCGCUCGGCGAGACGCGCACCGUCAGCCUGCUGGGCGAGGCAACGGACCCGCCGCCCGUCACACUCGGCCGCCGGGCGGAGUUCGCGGAGCUCUUCAAGGACUGGCACCUCUGCGAGGGGAUCAAGGCCCAGUUCCAGGCCUUCCAGCUGGGCUUCGGGCGCGUCUGCAGCUCCUCGCCAGUGUUCGACGCGCUGUCGGCGGCGGAGCUGGAGGCGAUCGUCUGCGGGGAGGGCGACCUGGACUUCGCUGCGCUGCGGAGGGGCUCUCACGUCGUGGACACCGUGGUGCAGUUCUGCGACGGCUACCUGGACGAGUUCUGGGAGAUCCUGGAGUCGUUGGAACCGACGCAGAAACGCCAGUUUUUAAGGUUCGUCACCGGCAGCGACCUUGCCCCGAUCGGGGGGCUGGAGCGCAUCGGGCUCAAGAUCCAGAGGAACGGCGGCGACAUUGAUGACCUGCCCACCUCGCACACCUGCUUCAACCUGCUGACACUCCCUGAGUACGGUUGUAAGGAGAAGCUGAGAUCUAAGCUCGUGGCCGCGAUAGAGUGCGCAGAGGGCUUCGGCCUGGCCUGA
Molecule: messenger RNA, 3927 nt
Organism: Prorocentrum cordatum
Lineage: Eukaryota; Dinophyceae; Prorocentrales; Prorocentraceae
Source: the annotation of a GenBank genome assembly